This is a messenger RNA of Candidozyma pseudohaemuli, 4647 nucleotides long. RefSeq lists its product as uncharacterized. The transcript has 2 exons. Gene Ontology annotation, biological process: transmembrane transport. Lineage: Eukaryota; Fungi; Ascomycota; Pichiomycetes; Serinales; Metschnikowiaceae. Bases 1 to 4647 code for a protein of 1548 amino acids. The record is from RefSeq and is a predicted model, not a curated record. Gene Ontology annotation, molecular function: ABC-type transporter activity; ATP binding; bilirubin transmembrane transporter activity. Gene Ontology annotation, cellular component: membrane.
AUGGCUGAUCCAUUGUCGGAACACCGUCUUUGCAGCUUCAAAGACUCCAUCCUCGACCCUUUGGUCGAUCCACACAAAAGCGCACCGAAUCCAUGUUUCCUUGCCUCAGUCAUCACUGCUGCUCAGGGAAUUCUCGGUUUAUUCUUGUUGAUCCAAAUUGUCCAAGUAAUCACCAACAAUCGCUUCGGGCCCUUCAGGAUUAAAUACUCGUUUGGUAAUGGCUUUUCAUUGAGAAGCGUCGGUGCUUCUCACUUCGUGAGAACAUUUGUGGCCUUGAUCCAGGGCUUGGUUCUUUUCGUUUUGGCUUAUAAAUCAUCCCACGUUGAGGAUGUAUCGGUGAUAUCCCUCUCAGCUUUGGUACUGCUGGCGGUUACCCUCUUCUUGGCUUUACCACUCCACUUUUUGGAAACUACUCGCUCAAUUGUGGGACAUAGCUCCUUGUUCACUUACUGGGCUGCAUCCAUUUUGUUGUUUUCUGUGAUCACCGUUACCGACGUGUUCUCGCCUUACAAAGUGUUCGUUGACAAGAGUGACAAGUCUCUUGUCUUGACUCUCGAGAUCACAUUAGUUAUAUUGUCGACGACUGCCCUAAUUUUGGAGUCCUUUUUUUACCAGCCUUCUGAAGAGCUUCUUGAAUUUUUUGAUUUGAAUGGCUGGAACACAUCCAGUGUAAGAAAUCCUCUUGAACUACUUUUCUUCACUUGGGUCAACCCAAUGAUCAGCGAAAUUCACUCGUCAGAAGAGUUGCGAAAGAAUCAAGUUCCCGCUAUAGAUGCUGGUUUGUCGAACGGUCUUCUCUAUGGGGAAUUCAAAAAGUCGUGGCAGGCUGAAGUAAACCGUGCUACUUGGUGGAGAGACAGGCGUAUCUCGAAAUCGAAGGAGCCCACUGAAGAGGAUAGAAAGGUGAUCACAUCACUUCGUCUUGUGAUUUUCAAGUUGCACUGGUAUAAAACCCUUGUUUCAACUUUGCUUAGUUUGAUUGAGGUGGCAGCUUCCAUCGUGAAGCCGUUUGCGAUUCAAGCAUUCAUCAAAUUCUUCACCUUCUAUGCGCUUAUUCCUGAUCUGGAACACAAGCCGCCGCUCAUUCAAGGAAUUGCCUUGGGGGUUGCAAUUUAUCUUCUCUCCGUUAUCGAAUUCCUUGUAUCUUCCCAAAGCUCCAUUAACUUCACAAGAAUUCGUCUUUCUAUUCGUUCUGCCUUGACAGCCGCCGUGUACGAAAAAGUGUUGAACCUUUCACCUGAGGCACGGCAGGAAAAAACUACCGGAGAGAUUGUGAACCUUGUCUCUAUGGACAUUGCAAAUCUCUCGCUGUGGCUUGAACAGAUCUCCUCGAUUGUUGUAAUCCCAUUGCGUUUACUUCUCACCUUGGCAGCUUUAUACAAACUUCUCGGAAAAUCGUCAUGGGCUGGGCUUCUAGUCAUGUUGGUGUUAUCACCAAUAUCUUCAUUUAUAAGUGCUUCUAUCUCUUCCUUGGUGCAGGCGUUGAUGGUGCAAAAGGAUAAGAGAGUCAAGCUCACUUCCGAGAUUCUCAAUGCAAUCAAGUCCAUUAAGUUUUACGCUUGGGAGAAGCCCAUGCUCGAACGACUUCACGAAAUAAGAAAUGGUCAAGAACUUCAGACUCAGGCUCAGAUCGGUAUCAAAGUGGCUGCUUGCCUGUUGAUUUGGCAAAGUAUCCCAGACUGGGUCAGCGUGGGAGUAUACGGUACCUUUGGAAUCUACAGUAAGGUGACACUCACACCUGACUUGAUAUUUUCGUCCUUAGCAUUGUUCAACAAGCUCCUUUUGCCCAUAGUCUCUAUUCCAUUCCUUGUGAUACAGUUGGGACAAGUGAAAGUCUACCUGCAAAGAGUGGAGUACUUCUUUGGCUUGAGUGAGUUGGAGCAACUGGUGAAGCGCUCAGAAGUAUCUCUUCAGAAGAAAGAUGAAGCCGUUUCUAUCAAAAAUGCCUCAUUUUUCUGGAAAAAGAAGGACGCUGAGAACCCCAGGCCCGAGUCAAAUUUUGCAUUGAAAGAUAUCAACUUCAGCGCCAAGGUGGGCGAGUUAACGUGCUUGGUGGGUAAAGUGGGCUCUGGAAAAACCUCGUUGUUGAAAUCCAUCAUUGGUGAACUUCCAAUUUCUGAGGGGAGUAGCUACCUAAAAGUUGCUGGAAGCGUUGCUUACUGUUCGCAAAAUGCUUGGAUUUUGAAUUCCUCAAUCAAAGGGAAUAUCUUAUUCGGCAAGCGUUUCAACGAGGACUUUUACAAUAAGACUAUCGAUGCUUGCCAAUUGCGCCCUGAUCUUCAGACUCUUCCAAACGGCGAUGCUACAGUAGUUGGUGAUAAAGGAAUUGCACUUUCUGGCGGUCAAAAGGCCCGUUUAUCUUUGGCUAGGGCAGUCUAUGCCAGAGCUGAUAUCUAUUUGCUUGACGAUAUUUUGUCAGCAGUGGACUCCUACGUUGGAAGGAAAAUUAUUGAUGCUGUCUUGUCGUCCAAGGGACUCUUGGCUUCAAGAACGGUGGUUCUUGCUACCAACUCUGUUAAAGUACUUCAAGAAGCAAAUUCGAUUUAUUUUAUCAAAGACGGUUCCAUUACUGAGCAUGGUUCUUUCGCAAGUCUCAAAAGUAAGGGAGGAGAGACAGCACAGCUCAUAAAUGAGUUUUCUGCAAAGGAGAAAAAUGACAAAUUAGCUUCCGAGGCCGACGCCUCUCUUGAUGUGAAACCAGAGUCUCAGCCUCAGACAUUGAAUUCCGAAGUGCUUUCCUCGGUCGACCAAACGGAUGCCCCCAUCACCCCUGAUGUCUUAGAAACCGUAACCAGCUACCAAGAUUUAGAAAGAGCAUCAUUUGAAUCUUUCGAUCAUGAUAUUGAGGACGACGUCCACAAAGAUGUGGCUGAAAAUACCAGUGACGAGAACAAAGCUAAGGGAGGAAUCAACAAAAGCGUCAUUUCCAAGUUGGUGAAGGCCUGCAAAUUUCAAAACGUUGCGUUGUGGUUGGGUUUCAUCAUAUUGGCAAGCUUUCUUGGAAUAGCAAGCAAUUUAAUUUUGAAGCUGUGGUCAGAAAGAAAUUUGAAAGCAGGUUCGAAUGUCCGUCUCCCCUUCUAUCUUUCAUUGUAUGCAUCCUGCGGAGUUCUUCAAACGCUUGCCAGUUUGGUCGCUACCUAUGUCUUGUGGGCUUACUGCAUCAUCAAUUGCUCUAGGUACUUCCACGAUCGACUCGCCCACAAUGUUGUUAGAGCUCCGAUGUCAUUCUUUGAUACCACUCCAAGUGGACGCAUUUUGAACCGCUUUACCGCUGACAUUUCCGUCACAGACAAUGCAGUUGUUGGAUCGCUCGCUGCUUUAAUCCAGCUCUCAGUACUGGCCUUGGUGCAAUUUUUCACUUUGGUGGUCAACUUGCCAAUCAUUUCGAUCGUUCUUUUGAUUCUGGUUAUCCUAUUCAGAGGUUACCGUAAUUGGUAUAUCCCAGCUUCCAGAGAGCUUAAACGUCUUGAAGCCGCUUUGAAAAGCCCCAUUGUGUCCCACUUCCAAGAGUCUAUCGAGGGAGUCGAGACUUUGAGAGCUUACAACGAGAAGGACAGAUUUACACAUCUCGGCAGAAGAAUGUUGGACGAUUCUACAAGAACAUCGUUCGUUGCGCUGAAUGUCAGUAAUUGGUUAUCUGUACGGCUUCUGGCAUUAUCGGCUAAUGUUGUCUUCGUAACCACUUUAUUGUGUUUUCUCUCGUUGUUCACAUCGAAGCCACUUUCUCCUGGUAUGGUUGGUUUCCUUGUGACCUAUUCAGUGUCUUCGACACUGCUUUUGGACACAAUCAUACAGCUUUCGUCCAACGCUGAAGUGAAUUUGGUCGCCGUUGAAAGAAUUCUUGAGUACAUGGAUAUGAAACAAGAAGCUCCCGAAAUCAUUGAGGGCCACAGACCCAAGCGUGAUUGGCCACCUCGGGGAUCUCUUGAAUUUAAAGAGUAUUCCACAAGCUAUAGGCCCGAACUUCCCAGAGUGUUGAAUAACCUCAACCUCACCAUCAAACCAGCUGAGAAAAUUGGAAUUGUCGGUCGUACCGGAGCUGGUAAGAGCUCGCUUGCUCUGGCAAUCUUUCGUAUCAUUGAGGCAAAUGAGGGGGGAAUUUCUAUCGAUGAUAUCGAUACUAGCAAGAUUGGCUUAUAUGACUUGAGAAAGCAACUCAACAUCAUCCCACAAGAUGCUCAUGCAUUUGCCGGAACUGUACGGGAAAACUUAGACCCUUGGGGUAAGUAUGACGAUCAGGAUUUGUGGAGAGUUUUGGAGUUGGCACAUUUGAAGUCACAUUUCGAAAAUACUUUCAACGAUGGUGAUAAACCUGAACAAGAGAGUGAGGGACACCUGGAUGGGCUUGACGUGAAGAUCCUGGAGGGUGGCUCAAAUCUCUCCGGAGGACAAAAGCAGUUAUUGUGCUUAGCUCGUGCUCUUUUGAAGCUGUCUCGAAUUCUUGUACUUGAUGAGGCAACCGCUGCCGUCGAUGUCCAAACGGAUAAGAUUAUUCAAGAGACAAUCAGAAAUGAAUUCAAGGACCAGACCAUUCUCACUAUUGCGCAUCGUUUGGAAACUGUCAUGGAUAGUGACAGAAUAUUAGUGCUUGACAAGGGAGAAGUCAAGGAAUUUGAUCAUCCUCAAAUACUCUUGGACGAUAACUAG